Cylindrotheca closterium is the source of this 744-nucleotide messenger RNA. Lineage: Eukaryota; Bacillariophyta; Bacillariophyceae; Bacillariales; Bacillariaceae. The record is from the annotation of a GenBank genome assembly.
AUGGCAGCCCCACAGUUUCAUAGGGCCGCCGAAGAACGGGAGAUCGUCCCCAUGUUGUUAUCCCUAAUUGUGCAGGCCGCCUGUAUUCCUGGAGAGCUCGACAAUAGUCUCCUCCAGGAGCCGGCACUGGAGAAUAUCCAACGUUUCUUCUAUUUGGCGUUCAAACAUGGAACGUCAACUCUAACGGGGCCCUCCGAUAGUUGGUACGCAUGUCAGUACUGCACCAGGUGGGUAUUGUUCCAUGCUGGAAUCCUUCCUAUGUACGUGGAACGGGUAAAGGAUCCAAACGUGGUUGUCACAUGUGGGGCAUCUGGAUACGGCUCCAUGUGCGAUAUGCUCCACAACAGCAGAACUGAGCAACAAAGAGCUAAUGAGGAGCUCGAAGAAGCUAGGGCGGCCCUGCAAGAAGCAUCGAAGAAGCGUUCUCGAGACGAAGAGAACCUCGAUGGUUUACGGGCGGAGCUACACAGCAGCAGAACUGAACAACAAAGAGCUGAUGAGAACCUUGAUGGUUUGUGGGCGGAGCUACACAGCAGCAGAACUGAACAACAAAGAGCUGAUGAGGAGCUCGAUGGUUUGCGGGCGGAGCUACACAGCAGCAGAGCUGAGCUACACAGCAGCAGAACUGAACAACAAAGAGCUGAUGAGAACCUCGAUGGUUUACGGGCGGAGCUACACAGCAGCAGAACUGAGCAACAAAGAGCUAAAGAGAACCUUGUGUUGGGAAUUCACGUGCGCGUGUAA